CAGCGAGCCGACCACCCAGCCUGUCUGGCUUGUGGGGAGCCGCACGGGUGAUACCGACUAGCCGGCGGGGCGGGAAGCGGAGACGCUGGGCCGGCGGUACCCCCCACCCCCCUCGCUCCUACCGGAAGAUGCAUCGAUGGAGCUGGGAGCUGGCAGACUUCCAAUGACAAGAGGGAGACCGCAGAUGCCGGAACGACGCGCAGAAAGCUAGAUGGACCCAGCGGGUCGAGCAGCAUCUGUGGAGGCGAAAGGGGGCAGUGGACAUUUGGGGCUGAGGUUCCGCUAUUGUUGUAGGGUCUGGACUUGUACCUUCUUCCUCCGCAGAUGCUGAAUCCUGCGAGCCAGAUUACACGCCAAGAGACUUCACAAAACAGUGGGAUUUUUAAAUUCCAGUUCUUCGCAACCGCUGAUGUCCGAUCCGCGCUCACGUCUCAGUUGGUAGAUCUGGAUCGUUUGUAUCCCACUUGAAAUUACGCUAGCACGUUGUUUUAAUUGAAGCGAGCCUACCUCGCCCUCCUCCGGGGACCCAUCCGAGGAUCCGGGCCCGACGUGGCCGGUUCUUUUCUCGCCUCGCCUUUGGUUCUGAAAGCUGGUCGCCCUUGGCGGCCAAUCGCUCCGUCCGGGUGCCGGGCACGGGGCGGCGCGGAGCUGUGGAGGCGCCCUCGUCGUUUCCCCCCUCAAAUGUAGCUUGACGGAGUGUGGAUAUUAUCAAGCUCGGGGUGUUUCAGCCUGCUCGGCACAUUCCUCGAGGACACUCUCUCUGCAACGAUCCGCACCCGUCGUCUUGUCAACUUUCAAACACACGCAAAAUGCUGACUGGUUCGGGGCUUCACUCGCACGCAGAACGGCGGGUCACUGUUUCAAUUCCAUGCAUUUGAUGCUGUACAGAAAGUACCUCCCCGAUGCUUAAAUCGACCUCCGUGAGAUUCAGAAUGUCUACAAACCCUUUAUCAGACGCCGUGUCCGGUUUACAGUUCCGGAGGAAAUUUACAAAUGCUUUUAAUCUGCAUGCAUUCAAAUGACCAACACGAUGGGAGCAGUAACGGGACCCCCCGACUGCCGCAGCUGGGGGCAGUUACCCAACACCUGUAUUCCUCGGCACCUCCCCUCUCUCACACCCCGAGCUCCGACUUCCAGCCGCCCUAUUUCCCCCCUCCGUAUCAGCCCCUGACCUACACCCAGUCCUCGGAGCACUACCCUCACCUGAGCGACCCCUACUCCCUCAACGUCCUGCACCACCACCACCAGCAGCAGCCGCAGGCGGGCUGGCCGGGUCGUCAGAGUCAGGAGACGGCGCUUGCCCAUCAGCAGCGGGUAGGGGCUGCCGCUCAGCUCUCGGCACUGGAGCCCAGGAGGGAGAUCCGCCGCCCGGACAUCCUCAUCCCGGGGAGUCACCACAUGGACACAGCCCUGGCAGAAAACCUCAACAUGCACGAUGUGGUUCACACAAUGGAGGAAGUGUCGCACGCUGAAGACCCGAGCAUGCUCGUCCAGGACCAAGGAGUGAUCAGGAAAGGUCCGGUGACAAUAUCCAGAGGCACAGCACUGUCGGCACUCUCCUACCAGAAGGAUGGUUUGAUUGGCGGCGUUACAAACCUCAACGAGGUGUUUUGCUCGGUUCCUGGCCGGCUCUCUCUCCUGAGCUCCACGUCCAAAUACAAGGUGACGGUGGCAGAGGUCCAGAGGCGCCUGUCCCCACCCGAGUGUCUCAAUGCCUCCCUUCUUGGGGGAGUCCUGCGGAGGGCGAAGUCAAAAAAUGGAGGAAGGUCGUUACGAGAGAGGCUGGACAAGAUAGGUUUAAACCUUCCUGCCGGGAGACGGAAAGCUGCCAAUGUGACCCUACUGACCUCUCUGGUGGAAGGUGAAGCUGUGCACCUUGCCCGUGACUUUGGUUAUGUGUGCGAGACGGAAUUCCCUGCAAAAGCAGCUGCAGAGUACCUGACCCGACAACAUAUAGACCGGAAUGAGAUCGCCAGCCGGAAAAACAUGCUCCUUGCAGCCAAGCAAAUCUUUAAAGAGUUCACCGACAUGCUGACCCAGGACCGGUCACCCUUGGGAAAUGCCCGGCCCGGUCCAAUCCUGGAGCCUGAAAUCCAGAGCUGCCUGACCCACUUCAGCCUCAUCACGCACGGUUUCGGGAGCCCAGCCAUAUGCGCCGCCAUGUCCUCACUGCAGAAUUACCUGAAUGAAGCGGUGAAAGCCCUGGACAAAAUGUACAUGACCACCAACAAUGGCCAGAAUGCCCAGGAUAACUCCAAUAAAACUGUGGACAAAGAUGAGAAGCACAGAAAAUGAGCUGCUGGCUAUGAAUCUGUGGACUUUACUCCUCCUCCUCCCCUUCUUUGCCUCUGGGACAACCCGAACUUCCUCAAACCAGCAACAGCGAUGGCACCCAAUGGCCAGGAGCUGUAUUGGACCUCCUGCUAAUUGUGAUUUGCAGGACUGCAGAUAUGCACUAUGCCCACAUGAUCAACCAUUUUAUUCACAUUCCAAGUAUCAAACCCGUCUGGCACCCCCACCAUCAUGAGACUCUGGGCCCGUGGCCACUUUUGAUCAAUGGAACGAUCUUGCUUCCAUUGCCAGAAAGCUCAUGAAAGGCCACAGCCCCAAGGUAUGUUCUACUUCAGGCCCACUCCCAAGGAAGGCUCCAUCGCACUGUAUACCCCAAGUGAUGGCACCAAACUUCCUCCUGUGGUUUCGGCCAUGUCGGAUGGAUUGGGGAGAGGGAGCGGGGUGGCUCUACAGGGGAAGAGAAGGGAAGAAGCCACUGGGCUACGAUGAAGCCAUAAGUUGUUUAGUUUUACAGGGCCCUUUCACUUGCACUGUAGCUGGCAUGACUGUCUCCCAGUAACACCCCCUUAUGAUUUUUGCCCAGAUGAUGAUGAUGAUCAGAGAGAUUCCCAGCUCUGCUAACAUCAGGGACAACAGGAUAGAGACCUUGAGGAAGAUGGGAAGAUGCAUCUGGUUAGGUGUCACGUUGUUUAAAGAGGGCACGUGGUCACCAGAUCUGACUGCGUUAUCAAUGGUCAGAGGCUCCCCUGUCUGUCUCUGGGACUAGGGCCCAGAAAGCUGACACUCGCACUUUGCUGAACAUCACCAUCUUAGACACAUGUAGUUGCUGACACAUAGGGGCUCCCCAACAGGCUUCACUUAACUUUAAAUAGCCCAGUACUAAUCAGCAGUGGAAACCAACUUAUACUUUGAGCAGUUCAAUCCCAGCUCCUAUUAAAUGUGCAGAUUCAAUCUGCAGUCUAAUCAGGUGAGGAAGGACGGUUUUUAAGUCAGUGCUUUCUUGGACCUCUUCUGUUCAUUGCACACCACUGGGUUUGAACAAUCCCUUUGGACAACCUACUGCUGGGCUUUAUUCAGGGACUUGCAACUCAACUGUGUGCUCAGAGCACAUUUCCGACGUCCAUCAUUUUCAAACUGGGAUUCGAAACGGGUGCUGUACAAAUAUAAACUCCCUUCAGCUCCAUUCAAUUACAAAGCCAUUUUUGGUUGGAAUCCUUCAGAACGAAUCAAAUUCAUUGUUUUUAAACAAAGUUUAUUGAUUGAUUUGAAAAGCUCAGCCUAGGCCAGGGUGGGAAGUGUAUGUGCACUGGCAGGGUAGCUGUCACCAUACAGCACUGACGAUGGCUCAUUGAAUGUCACACCUCGAGCUCUCCUGCUAGGAUUGCAAGGUGGGUUCGACCUUUUUAAGUAACUCUUGUUCCACAGGUGGAGCAGGCUUGGAAUUUUUUUUAAAAAAGUCAGCGUGUUUGAGCUAGAAAGUGCAGGUGAAAUUAUCCAUAAGAAAGAGCAGUACUUGAGAAUGAGGCUUUAACCUAUUUACGUAAACGGGUCAGAGCAGUCUGGUGAAUACAGCCAACUGAGGAAUACUACACCAGCAUGUGUAUCAUUUGUCUGCUCAUGGUUAAUAGGGUUUUCCUGCCAUUUUAUAAUGUGUGUAACUGAUUUUCAUAAUGACUUCUGUUCAGUCUGCUGCUAAAUCUUAAGUUCUGCUAUUAAACCUGCAAGACCAAGUGAUCCUUCAGCACUGGAAGAAUGGCUGCUGCUGACGCACAGACUGCGAGGGGAUUGUAGCCAAAUGUCCUCUUGCCUGCUGAUCCGGCUGCUCAUCUGAACUUUGUCUAGAGGAGACCUUGAACUGGAGGACUGAAUUAAAGCUUUGUCUAAAAAUUCCCCUUGGCUGUUGUGGUGGAGCUCACCUUAAAGGGAAUUAACACCUUUAAUCCGAAGGCCAAGCAUCUGAAAGUAUCUCACGAAGAGCCUUGCUCCAGUUUGGUUUCAAACCUGGCUGACCAUUUAAGGCUUACAAUGGCCAUUGCAAUCCUUAGGCACGCUGAUGCCCACAGUCCAGGCCUGGGAAGCACGUCAGACACUCCCGUAUCAGCUCUGAUCAAGGUGCUGACUGACCUGUGACAAUUCGAACGAAAAGCUAUGGGUGAAACUCCCCUCAACUCUUGUAUUGACCCUGCUGAAUGAUCUUGCAUGCCCUCUGCUUCACUGGCUGACUAUUUGUUGUCUGGAGGCUGUACUCCAUCUGGUUAUAAAACCUACUUGAAAAUUGGUUCUAAACACAAUCAACAAUUCAUCCUCCAGUCUUCAGGAGAGUUUCCUUCACAGGGUAAAUAGGGUAAAAAGGGAAGCGUUCUAAAUGUACAUAUUUAUUUAUAUGUAAUUUAAUGGGUAAUGUAAAUAUGGUGCAAUCUUGAAACCUUUUUUUAAAAAAAAAGCUAGUUUACCUCUUGUAAAUAGGGUUUAGUCUUCCUGUUUUCAUAUUAUGGAGAGAUGUUUCCCUGGUAAUGGGUAAGCUAGGAUGUAAUUCCUUUUUCAUUUCUUGUACAGUUACAGCAAGAAACGUAAAACAGGGUAUUUAUGUCUGAGGUGCCGCGUGCUUGAAUGUGUGUUCUUCCUCGAGACUCACCCGACUCUUGGGGGGAGGGGGUGGGGGGGGCAGAAGCAAUAAUUAUUCUCGGUGUGAGUUGUAAGGUACUUUCUUUCGGUCAAUCCAGUGGGACAGUUUUCUUAAAACUAUUUGUCAGUGAAUUUUAAGCGAAUGGAUGUCUAGAUGCAGCUCCUGAAAUGUGGAUUUAAUGUCUCAGUUCUGUAAUAUAAUG
Messenger RNA from Pristis pectinata (smalltooth sawfish), 5120 nucleotides. RefSeq names its product transcription factor AP-2 gamma (activating enhancer binding protein 2 gamma) (gene tfap2c). Bases 994 to 2295 code for a protein of 433 amino acids. Gene Ontology annotation, molecular function: RNA polymerase II transcription regulatory region sequence-specific DNA binding; DNA-binding transcription factor activity, RNA polymerase II-specific. NCBI's taxonomy places the organism in Eukaryota, Metazoa, Chordata, Chondrichthyes, Rhinopristiformes, Pristidae. Gene Ontology annotation, cellular component: nucleus. The transcript is spliced from 7 exons. The record is from RefSeq and is a predicted model, not a curated record. Gene Ontology annotation, biological process: regulation of cell population proliferation; regulation of transcription by RNA polymerase II; anatomical structure development.